AUGAGAGACCUUCAUUUUAAGGACUACUUCUGGGACUCCUCUGACCUAACCACCACAGGAGGCUAUGAUGUCAUCGUCCAGUACCUCAGUGAGGGCAGGAGGAUAUGCAAGGAGGUGGAGGAAUUCAUGAAGGCUAGAGCAACAAUUGAAGAGAAAUAUGCCAAAGAACUCCUGAGUUUGUCCAAGAAAGUGUGUGGGCACAAUGAGAUGAACACACUGAAGAGAUCGCUGGACGUGUUCAAAUUACAGACCGAAAAUGUGAGCCUGUCACACCUACAGCUGGCACAGACCAUGAGAGAUGAGGCAAAGAAACUAGAAGACUUCAGGGAAAGGCAAAAAGAUGCGAGGAAAAAGACGGAACAACAGGUGGACGCUCUCCACAAACAAAAAGUAUCACAGUUUAAGAAAACCAUGGAGUCAAAGAAGACCUACGAGCACAAGUGCAGAGAAAAAGAAGAAGCGGACCAAAACGUGAAUCGAAACAGCAGCACUCACAACACCAAGCAGACAGAAAAGCUCUUUGCAAAAGCACAGCAAGCAAAACAAAAUGCAGAAGAAGCGGACAAGGUCUACCUUCAUAAUGUGUCAACGCUGGACAAGAUCAGACAGGAGUGGCUAAUGGAACACAUCACUGCCUGUGAGACAUUUGAAAGGCAGACAAUUGAGCGGAUCAGUGUUCUGAGGAACGCAGUUUGGACACAUGUCAACCAGCUGUCCCAGCAGUGUGUUACUAGCGACGAGUUCCAUGAGGAAGUGAGAAAGUCCUUGGAGCAGUGUAACAUUCGGGAAGACAUUGAACAUUUUAUAAACCUGAGGCAGACUGGCAACACACCACCAGCUCCAGUUGUGUACGAGAACUUCUACACUGCUCAGAGAAGUCACAGUCUACACCCACUGUCUAGACAGCUUCCUACAACCGGCAGGAGAGGACCAAUACCGGAUCCACUAGACGAUGACAGAGGUGAUGGGCUAUAUGCAACAGUGCAAGAUCCAAGGUACAGUGUUAUCAAGUAUUAACACAAAGAUCUACAAG
This is a messenger RNA of Lampris incognitus (smalleye Pacific opah), 1033 nucleotides long. It is a transcript of the gene pstpip2, whose product is annotated as proline-serine-threonine phosphatase interacting protein 2. Gene Ontology annotation, molecular function: actin filament binding. NCBI's taxonomy places the organism in Eukaryota, Metazoa, Chordata, Actinopteri, Lampriformes, Lampridae. The record is from RefSeq and is a predicted model, not a curated record. The transcript has 14 exons. Gene Ontology annotation, biological process: actin filament polymerization. The coding region runs from base 1 to 1017 and encodes 338 amino acids. Gene Ontology annotation, cellular component: actin filament; cytoplasm; plasma membrane.